CAUCGCGCGAUCAGUAGGUUGGUACGUGCCGACUGCCGGGUAUAUACCGUGUACGGUCGUAUACAUGUGAUUAAAAUAAUUUGUUGUUUUCGCUUUUGCUUUUUUUAAUUUAAUUUUUUUUUUUAACAUUUUGAAACAUUUUAAUCAAUCUUCGCAUCGCGGUUUUUAUCACCAUCCAACGAAUACGCAUAAAUCGUCAACUGAAUAAUUUUAAACAAUAUAAUUCGUAUAAACAACGUUCUUUUCACUAUAUACGUUUUUUGUUGUACAUAAUACAAUAUAACAGAACUAUUAAAUUUUAUUUCGACAAUAUUUUUCAUGUAUCAUACUGUAGUGCGACUUGAUAACGUUUUAGUUUCGUAUGUCCGUGACGCCUUUUUAUUUUUUUUUUUAAACAAUUAAUUUUUUUUAAUAACGUUUUUACGAAAGAAUAAUAUAUAUAGAAUAAUAGUUAUUAUGUGCGAUCUACAAACUAGUAACGGCGAAUCUGUAUUUGAUGACAUUGAUUUGGGAUUUAAGUCUAUAUUAGACGAAUCUUUCCAUCCAUUUUUCGGAAACAUUGACGAUAAAUGUAUGGACAAUUCGAGUAUUAGAGAAGAAAUCAUCGUCGAAGAAUCAGAAGAAAUGGGUAAAGCAUUGCAAAUGGGGAUCGUCCGUAAGAAAAGCCAAUCGCUGGCCAAUGCCCCGAAGCGAAGCAACCGAAAAUCCUCAGGUAAAGCGUGCGGAGUGCCCAGAGAUGGAAAUGUCGACAAAAAAGAAGAAUCCGAGCUUUUAUGGACAAAUGUCGUAGAAUCUCAGUCGGCGUUUCUGGGACCGAAUCUUUGGGACAACAAAACCAUACCGUACGACAAUGACCUCAAAUACUGCGACCUGGACGAGUUCCUGUCCGAGAACGGAUUGCCGGUGGAAGGCGACCAGCAGAACGGGACGAGCGCGGGCAACGUGAACCCGGGCACCGUCGUGGCGGCCAGUCACCAGGGCGGCGGCGGCGGCGCGCUGAUGCCGGGCGUGAACGGGCGACUAUCGCCGCCGCCACCGGCCGCUAUACACCCGAUACAGCAUCUGCAGACGAACGGCACGGGCGGCGUGGGCGCCAUACUGACCAAGCGCGAGCCGUCGCCGUCGCCCAGCGAGCCGCUCAGCCCGAUCACGAUCAAUCCGCCGUCGCCCGCCGAUUCAACACUGUCGUUCGCGUCGUCCAGCAGAGACUUCGACCCGAGAACAAGGCCGUUUUCCGACGAGGAGUUGAAGCCGCAGCCAAUGGUAAAGAAAUCAAGGAAACAGUUUGUGCCGGACGGGCUGAAAGACGAAAAAUACUGGGCAAGACGUAGAAAAAACAACAUGGCUGCCAAGCGUUCGAGAGACGCGAGGCGAAUGAAAGAGAACCAAAUUGCGUUGAGAGCAGGAUUUUUAGAAAAAGAGAACAUGGGCCUCAGACAAGAGAUGGAACGCUUAAAGAAGGAAAACUUGGCUCUGCGAGAUCGCCUUUCAAAGUUCACGAACGAGAUCUAGAAUACAAAUCAUGCGGAUUUCUAUAAUAUGCACACCACACACACACACACACACACACACACACACACAAACACACACACACAACCCUUCGUUAUACAUAUAUGUAUGUAUAUGUAUAUAUUUAAUGUCCUGUGUUUUUGAUCAAUAUGAAAUAUCUUACACCCGAGGAGUAUAUAAUAAUAUUUAUCGUAACAUAUGUACAAUAUUAUAUAAUGUAAUUUGUUUACCGCAACGUCGACCGUCGAAGAACAACACCCUGUAUAUAAAAAUAUAUAUGUGUGUUAUGAAUGUAA
Sipha flava (yellow sugarcane aphid) is the source of this 1805-nucleotide messenger RNA. It is a transcript of the gene Pdp1, whose product is annotated as hepatic leukemia factor. The transcript is spliced from 8 exons. Gene Ontology annotation, cellular component: nucleus. The coding region runs from base 457 to 1512 and encodes 351 amino acids. NCBI's taxonomy places the organism in Eukaryota, Metazoa, Arthropoda, Insecta, Hemiptera, Aphididae. The record is from RefSeq and is a predicted model, not a curated record. Gene Ontology annotation, molecular function: RNA polymerase II cis-regulatory region sequence-specific DNA binding; DNA-binding transcription factor activity, RNA polymerase II-specific. Gene Ontology annotation, biological process: regulation of transcription by RNA polymerase II.